This is a messenger RNA of Naegleria lovaniensis, 1344 nucleotides long. RefSeq lists its product as uncharacterized. Gene Ontology annotation, molecular function: GTP binding; GTPase activity; structural constituent of cytoskeleton. The record is from RefSeq and is a predicted model, not a curated record. Gene Ontology annotation, cellular component: microtubule; cytoplasm. Gene Ontology annotation, biological process: microtubule cytoskeleton organization; mitotic cell cycle. The transcript has a single exon. Lineage: Eukaryota; Heterolobosea; Eutetramitea; Acrasida; Naegleriidae. The coding region runs from base 1 to 1344 and encodes 447 amino acids.
AUGAGAGAAAUCGUAUCCAUCUCCGUCGGUCAAUGUGGUAACCAAAUCGGUCAAGCCUUCUGGGAAACCAUCCGUAACGAGCAUUGUCUCAACACUGAAGGUGAAUUCACCGGUACUAACUCUGUGCUCAAGGAAAACUUGAGUGUCUACUUCUCUGAAACCCAAAACAACCGCUACGUACCAAGAAGUGUUUUGGUUGAUUUAGAAUCCUCUGUUUUGGAUAAUGUAAAAUCCUCCAAGAAUGGAACUCUCUUCAGACCAGACAACUUUAUUGCCUCCGAAGGAAGUGCUGGUAACAAUUGGGCCAAGGGACACUACACUGAAGGUGCUGAACUUGCUGAUCAAAUUAUGGAUGUGUUGAGAAAGGAAGUUGAACAAUGUGAAGCUUUACAAGGAUUCCAAUUGACUCAUUCUCUUGGAGGAGGUACUGGUUCUGGUUUAGGUACUUUACUCUUGUCCAAAUUGAAGGAAGAUUAUCCUGAUCGAAUGCUUGCUGCCUUCUCUGUCUUGCCAUCUCCUAAAAUGUCAGAUGCUGUGGUUGAACCAUACAAUGCUACUUUGAGUUUGCAUCAAUUGAUUGAAGCUGCUGAUGAAGUGUUUUGUUUGGACAAUGAAGCUCUCUUUGAUAUCUGUACCAAGACUUUGAAGAUGCCAUCUCCAUCCUUUGCUGAUUUGAAUUCACUUGUUGCUGGUGUCAUGUCUGGUGUCACUUGUUCAUUGAGAUUCCCUGGACAAUUGAAUUCUGAUUUGAGAAAAUUGGCUGUCAAUUUGAUUCCAUUCCCUCGUUUGCACUUCUUUGUGGUUGGAACUGCUCCAUUGGCUGCUGUUUCCUCACAACAAUAUCAUGCCAUGACUGUUUCUGAAUUGACUUCUCAAAUGUUCAACAAGAAGAACAUGAUGGCUGCUUGCGAUCCAACCAUGGGCAAGUAUUUGGCUGCUAGUGCUAUUUUCAGAGGUCCAGAUUUGUCCACUAAGGAAAUUGAUGAUCAAAUGGUCAACAUGCAACGAAAGUUCUCUCAAAACUUUGUCGAAUGGAUUCCAAACAAUAUCAAAUCCUCAGUGUGUGAUGUUGCUCCAGUCGGUCAAAAGAUUUCUGGUACUUUUAUUGGUAACUCGACUGCCAUUCAAGAAGUCUUUAAGAGAAUUGGUACUCAAUUCCAACAAAUGUACAAGAGAAAGGCUUUCCUUCAUACCUAUAUUGAUCAAGGAAUGGAUGAAAUGGAAUUUACUGAAGCUGAAUCCAAUUUGACUGAUUUGGUGAGUGAAUAUCAACAAUAUCAAGAUGCUACCAUUGAGGAUCAAGUCGAUUCCAAUGAUGCUGAACAAGAACCAAUCAUGGAAUAA